Messenger RNA from Drosophila erecta, 1622 nucleotides. RefSeq names its product putative gustatory receptor 28b (gene Gr28b). The transcript has 3 exons. Gene Ontology annotation, cellular component: membrane; neuronal cell body; axon. Lineage: Eukaryota; Metazoa; Arthropoda; Insecta; Diptera; Drosophilidae. The coding region runs from base 32 to 1444 and encodes 470 amino acids. The record is from RefSeq and is a predicted model, not a curated record. Gene Ontology annotation, biological process: sensory perception of taste.
AGUCGCCAGUUGAAGCUCAACCGAAGCGGUCAUGGACAUUGAAACGGCCAAGGAGCCGGUGGAUCCGACGGAUACUCCGGACAUAGAAGUGGCUUCAGGUCUAUGCCAGCCCCUGCGUCGUAGAUUUAGGCGGUUUUUCACCGCCAAACAGCUUUACGAGUGCCUGCGUCCCGUGUUCCAUGUGACCUACAUCCACGGACUCACCUCCUUCUACAUCAGUUGCGACAGUAAGACCGGAAGGCGGGCCAUCAAGAAAACCAUCUUUGGCUACAUCAAUGGCACCAUGCACAUCGCCAUGUUCGUCUUUGCCUAUAGCCUAACGAUCUACAACAAUUGCGAGUCGGUGGCCAGCUACUUCUUUCGGUCCCGCAUCACCUACUUCGGGGAUAUGAUGCAGAUAGUGAGUGGAUUCAUUGGAGUUACAGUCAUUUACCUGACGGCCUUCGUGCCAAACCAUCGACUGGAGAGGUGCCUCCAGAAGUUCCACACCAUGGACGUGCAACUCCAGACGGUGGGGGUGAAGAUCAUGUACAGCAAGGUGCUGCGGUUUAGCUACAUGGUCCUCAUCUCCAUGUUCCUCGUGAACGUCCUCUUCACCGGCGGCACCUUCUCGGUGCUCUACUCAUCGCAGGUGGCGCCCACCUUGGCCCUGCACUUCACCUUCCUCAUCCAGCACACGGUCAUCGCCAUAGCCAUUGCGCUCUUCAGCUGCUUCACCUAUCUGGUGGAGAUGCGCCUGGUGAUGGUCAAUAAGGUGCUGAAAAACCUAGCCCAUCAAUGGGACACCCGCACCCUCAAGGCAGUGGCUCAAAAACAGCGCUCCCUACAAUGCCUGGAUUCGUUCUCCAUGUACACCAUCGUAACCAAGGAUCCUGCCGAGAUUAUACAGGAGUCCAUGGAGAUACAUCAUCUGAUUUGCGAGGCCGCCGCCACGGCCAACAAAUAUUUUACCUACCAGCUGCUGACCAUUAUAUCCAUAGCAUUUCUGAUCAUCGUUUUCGAUGCGUACUAUGUUCUGGAGACCCUGCUGGGGAAAUCGAAGCGUGAAAGCAAAUUCAAAACUGUCGAGUUCGUGACGUUUUUCUCCUGUCAAAUGAUCCUGUAUCUGAUCGCCAUCAUUUCGAUUGUCGAGGGUAGCAAUCGCGCCAUCAAGAAGAGCGAGAAGACGGGAGGAAUAGUGCACUCCCUACUCAACAAGACCAAAAGUGCAGAGGUCAAGGAGAAACUGCAGCAGUUCUCCAUGCAGUUGAUGCAUCUCAAAAUAAAUUUCACUGCAGCUGGGCUGUUUAACAUCGACCGCACCCUGUACUUCACGAUCAGCGGGGCCUUGACCACUUAUCUCAUCAUCUUGCUGCAGUUCACGUCCAAUUCCCCCAACAAUGGUUAUGGGAAUGGCAGCUCUUGCUGUGAGACCUUCAGUAACAUGACGAAUCAUACGCUUUAGAUGUGCUAUCGAUGUCAUUACAAUAUGGGGGAUGGAAUCGAGUCUAUGGAGUCUAUGGAGCCGGUGAAAUGGUAUUGAAUACGUCCAGCAGAAUGUGUAUUUUUUGUAAAUGUUAUUGUUGUUGCUAAAAGUGUUUUCUGUCAAUAUGAACCAACGGUUGGAAAUAAAUUCUUAAUCG